UUCCAUUAUUUCCCUACGCGGUAUAAGGAAAAGGAAACACGGAUAGCGCGUAUGAAACUAACUAAAAAUCAUCACAAUAUAGCAUUCCAGGGAAAACUCUUUCCUAUAUCAGGAAAAAUCCUAAAAUAUAAUUUAUAGCCCAUGGAAAUGUUCCUAUUCCAUCCAGUAAUCAACCUAAUAUUCUAUCUCUGUCUCUCUAUCCAUAUGCUCCUAUCAAAAACUUGCUGAUGUUUUUGAAUUACCUGCUGGUUUUGUGAGCACUUUACACUACUAAAUUCUCGUUUCAACGACCGAAACCCGUGCGACCCAAUGAAGGUUUGCUUCAAUGACAAUUCUUACUUUUCGAAUGCGACCUUGUAUAUUUUAGAGAACAAUAUUUGCUAAUUAACAACAAUAGAUACCAUCUACUUACGCAUUUAAACCUAUGUAAUCUCAUCACUCUUUUUCCUGUUCUUCUUGCUUUAUUUUAAUGAUUUUUCAGGCGCCGGAUUGGUACUUCGCGUCUUCCUUCCUCUAUAUGAGAAAUCCAUCUUCUAGGUCUUUAUCUUUGCUUUCUCUUUUAUCUAUUCACCUCCAUUAUUUUUUGUUGACUUUUACACUUUUGGUGGGAUAUAACUGUUUCUUUUAUUAAUUAUUGAUGUUUUUUCAAAUAUUCCUUUCAGUUGAUUCAAUUUCAAUUCCAAUUCCCUGAAUAAUCCAAUUAUUGUUGUGUUAUUGUGAGGAAUCAAGAAUUAGUCCAUUUUUUUCAUCUUUUGUGAUGAUUACCUUCAAUAUAUACCCCUUCUCUACCCCCGCAGUGCUCUAUACGAAUUUUCAUUUUUCAAAAAUUCUUCUUCUAUAGAAUGGAAUCAGAUUACCCAUUUUUUGAUAAUUACUGAUCGAUUUUUAACAUACCAGAACGAACCGCGCGGAAAUAAUCUUAAACGUCUUCUCGGCCAUCAUUUCAUCAAAUCAUCAUAAAUACGUAUGCGGGAUAAUAUAUAACUACUAUAUACCAAUAUAGCUUUUAUUGUGUUUUCUCUAAUGUCACGUCUAAUUUCACAACGAUGAGACUCGGCUACACUGAUUUGUUUACUAUAGCGAGGAGUACUGCAUUCGUAGCAGAAGAUUUCACGGUUGCUGGCGUUUAAAGCAUGAGGAAUUCUUAUUAGAUUUUUAAGCUUGAUACUGCCUCCUCGUUUGACUCUUUUUUUCAUUAAAAAUUUGUGAGUUAUUUUUCUUCUAGUAGUUAAACUGAUGUAUGAUGACAUUUUUUUGGUAUGAGCAUGACGUUAAAUAAUCAAGAAAUUGAAUUUUCACUUUUAUGAACCUACAAAAAGGGAAUUCAAUACAAAAUUUCGAUUUUUUAGUUCGAAAAAUUGCGAAAAACAUAGAGCGUCGAGACGCCCCGGCAGAUGAAUCGCGGGAUCAAUCCAUCAAAAUGUAACGACGCGACAGUUAACGAGCAUACCUAUAUCCGUCUCAUUCUAACAAGUAACAACACUAUCGGGCCUAUUGGACAUUUCGAACGCUCUCCGUCGCUGUGUUUGUUAAAAUAUUUUCGUGAGAUUUUCCACGAACAUCGUCAUAUAUUUGACCUGUGAUAUCCUUUCCCGGGAUCAGAAGACGGUGCUAGUCAGUCGAUUUUCGUGUUUUCCGGGAUGAAAUACCCACGUGCAAGUCCGCAAUUUUGAUUCGUACCCAAACAAAGGACGACUCUCUACAGCCAUUCAUAUUGAUUUUCUGUGAUAAAGUGCUACAUAAAAACUUGUUGAUAUUCCCUUUCGCACUGUUUCUUAUAUUGUAAUAUUCCAGUUAUUCGCGGUGUUGUUUUAUAAUAGUUAAAACCAGAAAUGAUUGCAAUUAAGAGUGAGUGGUUAUGAAAACAUCUAGUGCUUCAAUUUUUUGAUAUCCGGUCCAUUUAUUAUGGAAAUUUCGGACGAACCAUUGAAUCUUACACUGAAAAAAAUGCCGAUCGCGAUCGUAGCACCUUUUUCCGUUAUCGAAACGAACAAUAAAUUUAUCAAUAACAACGAAAUUAAUUUACCCGAUUUAAAUAAAUGUGAAGAUUUGCCUGAGGAUUUGUCUUUGAAAAAAAAUAACGAAGAGUGUUUAGAUUUAACAAAGAAUAAUAAUCAUACGGAACAGCUGAGAAAGUAUCUCUGUAAGAAUGAAGGGACUAGAAAUUCUUAUGAAAAAAACACGUUCAACGAUUAUUAUAAUAAUAAAUUAUCUCACCGAGACAAUCCUCAAGAUAUUUAUAAUAAUUUGGACAAUAAUUUUCUAUCGAUGUGGUAUAUUAAUUCGUUUUUGAAUCAACAAAAUCCUUAUUUUAGUACCCCGCGACCGUAUCAACCGAAACCUAAUACUGAUCCUAAUUCAAACAAAAUUUUAAACAAUCUUUUAGAUAAAAAAACUGAUUCAUCAUAUAAAUUUCCAUCUAGUUUCGAUGCAUUGAUUAAAAACGAAAUGCAAAGUGAUAGUGAUGGUAAAAACAUAAAUAGAAGGUCACAAGUCGAUCAUAAAAAUAAUAUAGAUGGUAAGAAUAAUCAGGACAGUAAUGAAAAGAAGAAGCCUCAUAUAAAGAAACCCCUCAACGCCUUCAUGUUAUAUAUGAAGGAAAUGAGAGCCAAAGUUGUAGCAGAAUGUACAUUAAAAGAAAGCGCUGCGAUUAAUCAGAUAUUAGGAAGACGGUGGCACUCGCUGAGCCGAGAAGAACAAGCCAAGUAUUAUGAAAAGGCGCGCCAGGAGCGCCAAUUACACAUGCAGCUGUACCCGGGCUGGAGCGCUAGAGACAAUUACGGUUACGGCACCAAGAAGAAGAAGCGAAAGAAAGAGCGAACACCUAUCGAGUCGGGAGGUAAUAGUAUGAAGAAAUGCCGAGCAAGGUAUGGAUUAGAUCAACAAAGUCAAUGGUGUAAACCAUGCAGGCGAAAGAAAAAGUGUAUACGAUAUAUGGAGGCAGGAGAUGGAAACGAUGGUAACCAAUCAGAUGACAAUUUAGGCAGCUGCGGAAGCAUGGGUGACGCCCAUACGCCACCAGACGACGACAACGAGAGCCUGAACCAGUCCAUGUCAAGUCCAGGAGGAUUAUCCGCCUUGAGCAGCCUAACAAGUCCUGGUGGCAUGGUAAUGCCUAGUCCUUCGACGAGCGUAGCCAGUCCGUCAGUCAGCGUCGCAAGCCCUUAUAUGCUUCAGAGUCCUUUGACACCACAUGAAGCGUUUGAUGUCAAAGUUCCUCUACCCCCAGUUUCACAUCAUCAUCAGCCUACGCGAAACCCAGUAGGGACUAACCCCCACGAUAUAAACAAUCCACUGAGUGUGAAUCAGUUGACGGGACAGUGCGUUAGAAACGAUAAUUCCGAUGCCAACGGUAACAAAGAGACACGGUCGAUUAUUAGCGUCACGUAGCCUCUAGUAAUUAAACAAGAAAAUCUGGAUUCUUAACCCGGUCACUUUGCUGAUUGAUAUUUUGGAACGUUUUGAAAUAUGUAGUUGGUAUAUUGCACAAAAGGGAUUGUUUAAAUAAAAUUAACCGCUCCAAGGAGAGGAAUUUAUUGAAUUGGACUUAUCAUCAAGGUAUCUACCCUAGGAAACUUUUUUGCUUAGAAUUUUUCAAACAAAAAUUAUUUAUUCUUAACAAAACUAUUUCUAUUUGUGAUUAGUUCAAAUUAAUUUAUAAAAAAAAUUGAUGAUGCUUAUCAAACAAUCUUAAUUAGAGAAAUUCAACUUGGAAUUAUAAAAAUUAUUUAACUGAAAUCCUCGCUAUUCAUUUAAUUGAUAUUAAUAUUUGAAUUAUUCUAAUUUCUAUUUUUUAUUUAUACCAUGCUCUACCUCUUAUAUAAGAAAUAUAAAUUUAUGAGACAACACAAUCUUUUAAAAAAUUUUCUCUUUUAUUUAUGUGUGAAAAUUUUCAAAAUAUUUAAUACCGAUAUGAUCACACUUAGAUUAUUUUUUGUCGUCACCAGUAGCUUUGUUUCAGCAGAACUACUCAUUUUGAUCAUUCUUCCUCAAUAUACUUUUGAAAAACAUACUUUACAUAAAGUACAAUCUAAAUAGAUCAAUAAGUUCUAGUACUUUUCAACUAACAUUAACAAAAAAUUAAUACAAAUAAGAACUAUAUUCAACUAUAUAGGACAGUCUUCUUUAAUCUUAGGAAGAAUAUGAAGAAGAACUCAUUCAACUCAACAGACAUCAAAAGAAUUUCCAAAGUUGUCCAUACAGAAUAUCUCAUUCUCAUGAUUCAAAACUAAUUAUUUUUCAAGAAGUUUUUUUUAAGAAUAAAUUUUUGAAAAUUCCACAACAAAGAAGUUUCUGAUAUGAAUCUCCAAUCAAAUUUGGUGUAAAGAUUAUUUUGAUAGGUUUUUGUUGGAAACAUUUCAUACAAAAUAUUCCAAAUUUAAUAAUUUAUGGUUAUUAUUAUUGAAAAUCCCUAAAUAUAUUAACAAAGAAAUUUCAAAUUGUCCAAAAUAUCAUUUAGCAAAGUUGUUAAGCUUGAGAUGAAAGAUGUAUAUAAAACCACCUGUGAUUUUACAAACUGUAGCGUUGUCAAAGAGAUGGUGGGUAAUUAUGUGUAAUGUCGUGCAGUACGUAUGAUCUCAAUUGGAACUUAAGUGCUGCAAUUUUUUUUACUAUGUAACAUAAAUGUCAUUUGCCAAAAUCACCUCUAUAUAUAUUAUAUAGAAAUUUAUAUUACAAAUUUCCGAUUUUUUAAAUAUUUUUAGUUAUUUAUAUGGACUGUUACAGUGAAAGAAUAAAUAAGAUUGAAUGGAACACAAUACCGUGAUAAUUUUUGUAGGUUUGAUUUAGAUUUGUUAUAAAUUGAUUGAAAUAACCGUACAUUUUAUAAAUUAUAAAUAAAACAUACAGUUUUGCUUCAUAAGUUAUAUUAGUAUCAAUUUUCUGAUACUCUGUAUAGUUCUUUGGGAUCCCAAGUUCUUGUUUGAUGUAUCCAUUUAUUUUAUUUUUAGAAUAACAAGAUUUUCUUAGAUUGAUUUUUCAAACUAAUUGAAACGAGGAAUCACAGUAUUAUACACAUAGUAAAUACUAUAAUAUAAUGGAUCUUCAAAAGUACCUUUACACUGACUUCUCAAUAUCCUUCAUGUUUCUUGACUAAAUUGGAAUUUCUGUAACCAUUGCUGACAUUUAUAUUAAAAACACUGUUUACUACCACUAUGCCAACACUUAAAAUUAAACAAUCUUUUCCUUCAAUCGCAAUAUGAUUCAGUGACCUAUGGAAGGCUUCUAGCACCAGAUGUAGUUGUAUGGUAGUAGUACCCAGGAUAUUCAUUAUGCUUAUUUGUAAACUGGGAGGUAUAUUUAUUGUUCUUCUUCCUCUUUUAUCAUAAUCAUAAGUCCGCCUUCACUGAUGUUAUUGAUAUGGUGCCUCUUAUAUUCGUUCACUUCACUUACCACACUAUUCAGUCAAUAUUAAAUAAUAGAUAUGGCAGAGCAUGUCUGAGUGCUUUAUUAUAUGUGAGGAAUUCAAGCACUCUUUCUGUAAAGUUAUUUUAAAUAUUAUUGGCUCCAUUGUUGUUUUAAUCAAUCUUUUGUUGGUAUUCCAAGUCUCCCACAGCUUCAUACAAUUUAGGUCUAAGAAUAGUGUUAUAUGUUGUUUAAAAUCCAUAAAUAUCAGGCUCAUGAGUUGUUUCAUCUAGCUACUGAUCUACCUGCUUCUUCGUUAUCAAUGAUUUCAGAUUAGUACUUGAUUCUUUUUUAAAGUUCUAAUAUUCAUUUGUAUUGAAAUCAUAUUUACAUUUUUUGUUGAAUAUCCAGUGUUGUUAUAGGAAUAUUAUAAUAAGUGAUAUAUUAAUGACUGUAAAACUAUUUAUUGUAUCUAAAUAGUUAUAGAAAGAUAAACUGGAACAUGGGAUAAUAAUUUGUUUAGUUUAGACUUCAUAUUUUGUGCAAUUGAAAUUUGUUAGAGUAAUACGAGUUCCAUCAAUAAGACAUUUUAUUCUUUCAUUAAAUAUAUUUUCAUAUUUGGAUGAUGCAGCUUAAAAGUACUUAAAUAUGUACUUGUGUGAUCUCUUCUUUGCUGAGUUUCCGCACGGAGAAAAUUAUAAAAUCUGUAAUAUACAUUUUAUUGCUUCUACGAACAUUUACGAAGAAAGUGAACUGAAAACAUGAUAAUUCAAGAAACCUGUCAAUUAUUGUAGAUUAUUGGUCAUUUUCAUUGUGCAUAUCAACAUUUAUCUGUAGUAUUACAUUUUGAAGACGUUAUUUUACAUUCAUAAAACUAAUAAUUCUAAAUAUCAACGAAAAUUUUCAAUAUAUUAAAGAUUCAAAAAAUUAUUUUAACCUAAUGAAUUACAAAUAUAUAAGUUUGUGCGGAGGCUCUUUAAUGAUAUAAAAAUGUGCAUAUAUUACAGUAAUAAUAUUUUUUUAUUAAAACUUUGGAAAUAUUUGGCUGCAUCAUUCAUAUAAUUUAUCAUACUGGUUGAUUCGUAAAGUGCAAUUUCAGUUUUUCUAGUUAUUCUAGAUUUUUUGUUUGAAUCUAACUGAUAUGAGUGAAUAACUUCAGUGCCACAUAGUUUACUGCUGUUUUUUUGCAAAUGUAUUUGCUCAAAUUCGUAAAUUAGAUGGAUGUUUUAGUUUAAUUUUUGUUUGAAAAAGGAUGUUGCUAUAUCUAGACUAGUUUUCUUUGAAAUCAAAAAUGGUACCUGAUCCAAUCCAUAGAACCUCAAAUCAACCAUUACUUUUAUUAUACUAUUUCAUUUCAAAAAAUAGGUUUAAGUUGAUAUAUGGAAAACUUUAGCUUUUUUAUUGUGUCUAAAUUAAUAUGUCUAGAUUUAGGAACAAACCUAACUAAACUUUUUUGGAAAUAGUGACAAUAUUAUAUGAAAAAGUUUAUUUUCAACUACCAGAAUUUGAGAAACUUAGAAAUAAGAUGUAUAUUGCUACAAAAAUAUUGUAAUUACUAUGUACAUACAAAAAUGUUAUAUCAGAAAACUUAUUAUCUUGUAAAAUUUGCUUUAUUUGACUUUUUAAAUUUUAUUUGUUAAAUGUGGCGAGCCAUACACAAUUUUUUGUGAGAAUGAUUAUCUGUUUAGCAAUUCCUAAUAAUUUUUGUUUUUGUUUAUCUACUUUGUAUUGAGAGCAUUUCUCAGUGUUUAAAAAAGAGUUAAAAUUAUUAUUCUCAAGUUCUCCAAUUGUACUGAAAGAUAGGUUCCUGUGUACAUAAGACCUUAUUGGUUUUUUGUGGACUAUGUUAUAAAUGGCAGGCAGCUAUAGUGACUAAUCAUGGAAGUAAUAAAAGCAAAUUAUUUCUAAUGUAACCUUCAUCAAUUUUUUAAAUUUUAUUCUCGAAAAUGCUGCUAAUAUUUUUUCAUAUCUCAUCUGCCUUGUGCAGCUCUAAAACGUGGUUAUAUUUCUAAAUAAAGUUUCUUAAUUUUUGUAUUUGAGAAAUGCUCAUUUGUAGAAAAAAUUUCAUUUCUAGAUUUCUUUUACAAUUUAAAUAGCUUUAUUAUUGUGCAAAUAUUUCUUCACAUUGCAAUAUUUUGUUGAAAAAAAAACUUAUGUAAAUAACUUUUUUGAAAUAUCAAUAUGGUUAAAAUCAUUCUAAUUUUCUUUUGGAAGAUGCUUUUUGUGUUCAGUUUUACGUUUAAUUUUUUUUAAUAUGAAAGGAGAUGUGAUAUUUUAUACUAUUUAAAAUGAACAUUAUGUUUGGCUUCCCUCAGGAUUUUGCAUUUAAUGACUCCAAACGACCAUUCAAACAUAAUUAUUAUAAACUGAUUAAUUUUUUUCAUAUAAGGUUUUUGCUUCAAUUAAUUAUUCAUUCAGUCAUUUCUUGACCUUGUUAUUUUCACUACCUUAUAGACUACAUAUUAUCUCUACUAUUUAUUUUAAUACAAUGUUUGAAUGGUGGUUUACAAUCAAUUUUUGGAACAAAUUAUCAACUGACUUUUGAAAAAUUUGUUAAUUAUGUCCCGUUUUAAAGAGAUUAACUGUGCCAUAUUCCAUUUUGGGGCGUAAUGAACAAAUUAAAUGACAGUUAAGAACAAAUUGUGACUGCUUAAUUUUACGAAAAUAUCUUUAAGUUUUGGAUAAGUGCAAUGUAACGUAAUUUGAAAAUAAAGUUUUCUUUCAAAACGACAGAGCGACUCGUCAAAUCAAAAGACGUAAUAUUUCAUUCCAAUUUACCUUACAAAUCUGCAUAAAGAUUAUGCUUAAGAUAUAUUUAAUUAGAUAGAUACAGUAUCAAGUCGAAAAUUUCGAAUUAUCAUUACCAUGAUGAUUCUGUUGAGAACCAAAAUCACUGGUCAGUAUUUAACUAUUUGCCAAAUAGUUUGCAGUUGGUGUGUUAUAACAUUUCCAAUUUCUGUUAUAUUGUCUCCUAAAGAUUUAAAAAAAAUAAUCUUUUCACGUCUAGAUUUUCGAUAUCUUACUGUGCUUAAGUAAAGAAUGAAGUCAUAAAAUAACAUGUCAGUUUAUUUAUAUUUCAUUUAUUCCUCUUUCAAUUAUUUCAAAUCUGGUUAAGCUGAUUUCUUGUUAUAAUCUCCAAUUCUCCCUUUUUUUAUUAAAAUUCCAAAGUUUUUUAUUACUUCAUUUAUUUCUUACAUUUUGUAUUUUGUUUAGUUUUAAAUAUAUAUAUUGACACUUAAAUUUGUUUCAUUUAGCGGAAAAUAAUUUCUGCAUUAAAAAAGAGUAGUAAGUAUUAUUUCAAUGUACUUUUCCUUCUUGGUAGAGCAUUUGUAAUCGGAGUCAUAUUUUCGUUUCUACUACAAUAACCACUAUUCACCAGUCAGUUAACAUUUAUCUUAAUAGAACUGUUACGAAAAGUCCGUCUUUAAUUUUCAUUAUAAACUAUGUUAUUUACUUAUUUAUUUCCAAAAUAUUAAGCAUAAUUAUAAAAAUAUUUUUUCUAAUGUAUUAAUGAUCUUUUAGGAAUGAAAAUUACGUCCUUGGUGACACAAAACGUUUAAAUAAAUUAAAACAAUUCCUUCGUGUUGAAGAAAGCUUAGAGUUUGUUUAGGUAAAGACAAGCUAGCAUCAGGCAUAUUUUUUUUUCGAUUGGACAAUAAAAUAUAGUUUUGAGCAUUUGUAGUACGUUUAAUACAAAAAAGACAAUUUUUAUAUAGCUUUGGGUAUAAAAAAUGAAAGACCUCUAUUACAAUAAAUUCAUUGUUAUCAAUUAAAAAAAACCAUAAAUGAAAAGUAGAAGCAUAUAAAAAAUUUUUUGAAGGACGCUCCAUAUUACAGUCUUAUCUUCUAUAACACUUUUUAAAAGGCUUAUUUAACCAUCAAGAAAGAAAAAAAUAUUUUGUAUUCAUUUUUUAAUACAAUUACAUUUUUUAUUUUCACAUUUUUAUAUACAAUUAUUGGCAAUAAUAAUUAUUAAUAACUUGAAAUAUUGAUGUUAAUAUUGUUUAUUAGUUGUACUACAGAUAAAGCUCAAAUAUUUUUCUUCUUUUUCCCUUACUAAUAAAUAAUAUUAGUAUUUCAAUUAGUUUUAAAGUGACACAUUGCCUGUUAUCUAGUUUGGUCUGAAAAUUGUACAUUUAGGAUCGUAGUAUUUUGAAUACCGUUCUCAAAUGUACUGAAUUUAUAAAGUAAAUGAUUAUACAUAUAUAAAUACUUCUAGAAAUUAAUAUUUUAGAUGUUAAUAAUGUCUUUGUAAGUAGCGUCUGUUCGUAACAUCGUAUAGGUUAGGAUCAUUCAAUACAAAACUUCAAAUAA
Messenger RNA from Diorhabda sublineata, 9657 nucleotides. It is a transcript of the gene pan, whose product is annotated as protein pangolin, isoforms A/H/I/S. The record is from RefSeq and is a predicted model, not a curated record. Gene Ontology annotation, molecular function: DNA-binding transcription factor activity, RNA polymerase II-specific; RNA polymerase II cis-regulatory region sequence-specific DNA binding. Lineage: Eukaryota; Metazoa; Arthropoda; Insecta; Coleoptera; Chrysomelidae. The transcript is spliced from 5 exons. Bases 1906 to 3390 code for a protein of 494 amino acids. Gene Ontology annotation, cellular component: beta-catenin-TCF complex. Gene Ontology annotation, biological process: regulation of transcription by RNA polymerase II; canonical Wnt signaling pathway.